AUGCCCCCUCGUUUCCUUCAGGCCGAUGACAUCCUGGCUCCGAUUGUGUGUUGUAUGUGGACGAGCCGAUACCUAUCCUUCGUGUGUUACACCUUUGCCGCCCUUAUCCUGAAUUUUACCGUGGGAAACAGAGCCAUUCAGAUUGUUUGGAAGUACCAGUACUCCUUCUCCACUUCUCUCCUUGCCGACCUUGCUUACAUGGGUGGGCUUUGCCUGAUCAGCAUACUCUCUAUGGUUCCCCAGACAUAUUUAGUGCACUGGGAUGGAAAAAAAUGUACUUGCCUCGAUACAGGUCUGCCUUACGGAAUUCUGGUGUCCCUUUACACGGAGACCUUCGUGCGUUUUGGUCUGACUGCGGUCAUCAGUGUCGUCAUCUUGAGUGCCUCCUGCUAUAAAAUUAUCAACUGGUUGCUCAACACACCAGCUGAGCAGCUUUCGGACACGUGGAACAUUCUAGCUCUUCCCGGUACUACUAAGGAGCAGAUGGCGGAAUUCAGUAGAUCCCAGGGUUGGAUAACUGCGACCCUCUGUACUGUCCCACUUUCGGUGACUUUUCUAACAGUCAGUAUUGUAGAAACAGGCUACAAAUUCUUGUGUGCUCUGGGCUUCUGCACUGUAUUAUUCAGCUCGGAAAUUUCGAGAGUAACGUCACUUUUGCUGGAUAUUCAGAUGCUCGUCCUGCCGGUUGUACUCGCCGUCUAUAUUCCGGCACUGCGAGAACUACCCGUGCGUGCCUGUAAAGCAGUCUCCUCGUUAUGUCAGAGGCUAUGCAAGCACGCGUGGAAGAACACGGCGAGGUGA
Molecule: messenger RNA, 801 nt
Organism: Dibothriocephalus latus
Lineage: Eukaryota; Metazoa; Platyhelminthes; Cestoda; Diphyllobothriidea; Diphyllobothriidae
Source: the annotation of a GenBank genome assembly